CGGCGUUCGUGUGUGGUGUGGCGUGGCGGUUACACUCCGGAGUCGGGCCGGCCAUGGAGCUUCUUCCGUCCCCUCGCGCUACCGCUCUCGCCGGGAAUGCGGCGCUUCGAGGGUGGAAUCGCGCUCGCGGCCUGCGAAGUGGCGCUGGGUUCCGGUUGGGCGCCGGACUCGGCGGACCCCAGGGGAGACGCCGUUCGCCGGGGACCGGAGGGCCGGUUCGUUGCUCGAGCGAAGCGGAGACGCGUCCGCGGCUGGCGGCUGCGCGUGUUGUUUAUGGCGUGGCACCCGCCAUGGGCCACAACCAGGAGUCCCAUCCCGAAUCUCAUUUUAGGGUCCGGCAAUUGUUACAGCUCUUGAGAAGAUGGAACUCACUCCAAGAAAUGUUGUUUAAGGCUGACUCAUAA
Eucalyptus grandis is the source of this 404-nucleotide messenger RNA. RefSeq lists its product as uncharacterized. The transcript has 4 exons. The record is from RefSeq and is a predicted model, not a curated record. The coding region runs from base 54 to 404 and encodes 116 amino acids. Lineage: Eukaryota; Viridiplantae; Streptophyta; Magnoliopsida; Myrtales; Myrtaceae.